GGAAGCAGUGGAAUAAUGAGCCUGGGCGCGCUGGACUGGAGAGAUAAGGCAUGAGAUAGGAAUUGAUUACGUACAAUAAAACCAUCUCCACACACUAACACAAAGGGUUCAGAAGCUCAGGUCUCAGCGAAAGCUCCGGCACAGUGGACGUCUGAAGCAGUACCCGCUUGGAACUAUUCGAAAUUUGCAGAAUCGGUGGAAAGCGUCGGGAUGGUGGAGAACUCCGCUAACAGCAAGGGUCAAAUGCCUGGUCUGACCCCUGAGGGAUUGAGCAUGGUAUUGCCUGGAAGCCCUUCAUUCUCCCCCCACCACGCAGGCGUCAAGCUGGAGGCGGUAAUGGAGCAGCUCCAAAGGCAGCAGCAAGCCCGUCUGGAGAUGGAGCACCAAGAGCGGAAUGAGCGGCACGUUCGCGAGGCCCACAUCAGAUAUGCCCAGCAGGUAGCAGCUCAGCAGGCCGUCCAAGCUGCAGUAAGGGCCUCGGGGAAUCAGCUGCCUUCGGGACUCCUUCACAGGGGCCUGUCUGCGCUAGUGGUGGGGGGCCAGAGAUCCUCAGAUCAGAGCAGCGUGGACGAGGAGGUGGACGAGGAGAGGGGCCUAGAGUCUGGGGAUGAUGAGGAGGAGUUGGAACAGGAUGAGGAGCUGGCAGAAGUGAGCGAGGAGGAGGAGGAGGAAGAAGAAGAAGUAGAAGAAGAAGAAGAAGGUAGUGGAGGUGGGGCUGUUGCGUUGGAAUACCUCCGGAAACAGACCCUGGCUUUGCAGACGGUCCACAGACUGCUGCCCCCCACCCAUCCGUCUCCCCCAGGCCCCCCUCCUCCCGUUGUAGAGGUAAAGCAGGAGCUGGGUGAGGAGAGCCACACUCCGGGGGAGCAGACAUCAGGAUCCCCGAGCGGGCAGCCAGACUGGAGCUACGAUGAGCAGCUCAAACAGAAUGGGAGUCUGGCAUGGAGCGAUGAAGCUGAUGGGGGCCGAGGAGGAGGAGGAGAGGCAUCGCGAGACUUUGCCAAGGUUAGAUGGGAUUCUUCUGUGCUAGACAAAAAGUCCAACGACUUUGACAGGGAAGGACAGAAAAUGCUUUAUGAACUCGACGGCGAUCCCAAGAGGAAAGAGUUCUUGGAUGAUCUCUUCACCUUCAUGCAGAAGAGAGGCACUCCGGUGAACAGAAUUCCCAUCAUGGCGAAGCAGGUCCUGGACUUGUACACACUCUACAAGCUGGUGACGGAGAAGGGAGGACUGGUGGAGGUGAUCAACAAAAAGAUCUGGAGGGAGAUCACCAAGGGACUCAGCCUGCCCACUUCAAUAACUAGCGCUGCCUUCACUCUCCGGACACAGUAUAUGAAGUACCUCUACCCCUACGAGUGUGAAAAGAAAGGCCUCAGCUCUCCGGUGGAGCUGCAGGCUGCCAUCGACAGCAACAGACGGGAAGGCCGGCGGCCGAGCUACACCUCUACUCUCUUCGGCUACUCCCCAACACCCUCCGGGACCCCGCACAUCCUGUCUUCCCCUAAAAUGCACCUCCCCACUGUGGGGGCAAACAACGGGCUGCACCUCUCCCCCGGCCAGCCUAUAAAGAAAGAAGACGGGAUGUCAGCCGUGCUGCUGUCGAGCCGCCUUCCCAUGGCCAUGGCACUGGGCCACCAGCAGAUGGCAGGCUUGGCCCGAGCUGCCACGCUCGAGCAGCUGCGGGAGAAGCUUGAGACGGGCGAGCCCCCGGAGAGGAAGAUGGCACGGGUAGCAGAGGAGCAACAGCGACUCAUCCAGCAUGCCUUCCAGCAGAACCUCCUUGCCAUGGCAACGCAGAUGCCAAUGAACAUCAGAAUCAACAACCGUGAAGACAGCAGCAAGCAGGGCAUGGCGUUGAGCAUUUCAGCGAGUGGCACGCACAGCAUCAGCAUGUCAGUGGAGGUUAAUGGCACCGUCUUCUCCGGUGUCUUGUUUGCUCAGAAGCCGGCAGCAGCAGCAGCCCCAGGUCCGAGUGGCGGUUUCGGGAUCCUCUCUUCCUCUCACAGUCCCACCUCCUCCAAGGCGCCCAGCUCUGCAGAACUCUCCACCAGUGGCUCCCCCUAGAGGCCACACCUUGCAGGGGGGGUGUUAGUGUAGAAAGGGUGAGAGGGGGAGGGGAGGGGGGACGCAAGGAUUUGUUGGCAGUUCUCUAUAAAAAUAUAUAUAUAUAUUAUAUUAACCAUGGCAGGGAUUUACAGACUUGCACAACUAUUACCUCAUCAACUCGUCUGACCUGUCUGUCUUCAUAGAUGCACAGCCAAAAGAUGGGCGAAUUGAACUUGAAGAUUUUUUAUUGUUGUUUUUCUAUAUUACAUACCUCAACCAUUUUGCAAUGCUAAUACCUCAAUGGGCUGUAGUUUACAAUGACUGUUUAUCGAAUCUCUUCUUAGUAUUACAAGUGCUCUUUAAACUGGAGGAGAGCGGGGCUGCAUAUCUCAGACCCAGCCACCAUUAACAGCCUCUCAUUUCCAGUGCUCGGCCAGCCCUGCAAGAGCCAACACAACUCUUUGAAAAGCAUAGGAGUUGAAUUCAGGUCCUAAAACCAAUGCUGCGUCAACUGCAACUCCUCUGAUUUUGAAGAGAACCCAAAAUGCACCUUAACCAGAACACCCUUGCCAUGAGUGAGGAGACCCAGGUCUUCGGGUUCACAGUGCAGCGUGCUGUCUCUCUCGUAUCGUAGCAUAUAGGCUUGCAUGAGUGAGGAGACCCUGGUCUUUGGGUUCACAGUGCAGCGUUCUGUCUCUCUCGUAUCGUAGCAUACAGGCUUGCAUGAGUGAGGAGACCCUGGUCUUCGGGUUCACAGUGCAGCUUGCUGUCUCUCUCGUAUCGUAGCAUGCAGGCACCACUUUCUGCUUAGCUUGGUCAGCUAGCCUCAUAAAUCUAGUAACCAGACUGCCAUGUUUGUGGAUCCAGCAGGUUUAUUAGUGUGGUUAAGGUGCUUUUUAGGGGGACUGGGAGCUUUAUAAAACUGUAAAUCAGUGUGCAGCUACAGUUCAAAUUGAACUGUUUCCCUUGUUCUGCUUUACCAGAAAAGGUCGUCUCAGGAAUAUGCUGGUACAUUUACAUUUUUUAAAAUAUUGGGCUAUAAAAAUAUUUCCUACCGCAUAGUCACUUACAGAGCUAUUCAAGUAUAUCUCUCUGACGUUGUGGCCAAAUUUUAUUUUUCUCUCUAUCUUUCUAUCUUUCUGAUCAGUUUGACGUUCUUUAUAAUGCUUGUUGAAUUUGUAAUGUACUUGUUGAUGUUUAUUGAAAACCAAAGAAGACAAAAAAAAAAAAAAGAUAACCUGCCCCACACUUCAAAUGGGAGCUCAUUCAGACUUCAGUAUGGAUUCAUGUUUGUAGUUGAUUUCAUAAUGGCAGGACUGCUGGAAGCUCCUUUGUUGGAUUGUGUAACAUUUGAAGAUUUGGGGGUGUUGUAUGCAGUAUCACAGUUGCCAGUAUUUUAGAUGCAACUUAGCCAGUCUGCUUGUGAAUGACUCGGUCUUGCACAGUUAAGUACUAAAGAUAUGGGAUCUUCAUAAACAAAAUACCUCAAUGUCUGCAAGAAAGCAGGGCCUUGUGUGGCUUCAUUUGACAGCUGAGGGUGUCGGGGGAGCUCAGUGCCUUCAAGGGUCUUGAAGAAAAGGUGGUCAGAAGGUGGUUAUUAGUAAAAGCUAAAUCUCCUUUACAAGUAUUAAAUCAUGGCUAGAAAACUUUACAUCUAUGGCCAAAAGUUUUCCAUCACCUAAAAUUUUAGAAUUGAGCAAUUAAAGCAAA
Molecule: messenger RNA, 3756 nt
Organism: Polyodon spathula (Mississippi paddlefish)
Lineage: Eukaryota; Metazoa; Chordata; Actinopteri; Acipenseriformes; Polyodontidae
Product: AT-rich interactive domain-containing protein 3B-like
Exons: 10
Coding region: 211-2064 (617 amino acids)
Biological process (GO): regulation of transcription by RNA polymerase II
Cellular component (GO): nucleus
Molecular function (GO): DNA binding
Source: RefSeq, a predicted model, not a curated record